Molecule: messenger RNA, 1119 nt
Organism: Lactuca saligna
Lineage: Eukaryota; Viridiplantae; Streptophyta; Magnoliopsida; Asterales; Asteraceae
Source: the annotation of a GenBank genome assembly
UACAUGUCUAUUUUUGGCUUUCUUUUUCCGUCUUUGUUUUUUGGGCACUUUCUGCCAUUUGAUCGAUUUUUGUUGCUACGCGUUUGACGUCUGUUGUCUUCACCGUUUUCUCACCCAAUCACUUUUGGAUUGCUGGCGUUUUUUCCGAUCUCAUGGUUCCACCGAUUAUUCUUUAUUACCGAUUGAUUUUAUCUACCUUCCACCAGAACUUCUAUCUUGCACUCGAAUCCAUCUUCUACACCUAGCCUACUUCCCAUCGCCACCACAAUUCUCGAUUUUAUGUCUCCUUUAGAUUUGAGAAGGACCUACAUCAAUACUUCUUCAGGAUUCGGAAACCGUCCGACAUCGAUUACACUGCGAACCUCGAUUACACGUGAGAUCAAACGAGAAUGGAGGAGGACGAUUGCAGAGAAGCAGCAAUGUUGGUCUUUCAGCUUUGCAACCGUCAUACUUGGAGAAUCAUAUUUUGGUAAGGAGAAGUUGACGCCUGCAUAUAUGCUUUCAGAUGGAAAAUUAGAUAGAGCUGGAAGAGCCCAAAACUUACCUAAAAAGGUCAAAGAUGGAGUCAGAGGUGUGGAAUCACAUCAAGAAAACACCCCUUCAGCUAGAAGUGUUGAUCGGUCAUCCAUUGGUGACGAAUACCAACGAAGAGCGGACGAGGUACGAUGGUUUUUUGACGUGGGGAAAAUAGAACGAGCCUCAAUGAGGGAAAUUGGGAUUUGGGAAUUGGGAGGGCUACCUUCAGCCUCAAUCAUAGCGGUUGGUGAUGAAAUUAUUUCUGGAAAGAUGGAGGAUGAAUUAAGACAUUUGUUGUUCAGGAAGCUUCAUUAUAUUCAUUGGAGUGUUUGCCAUAUUGCUGUUGUAUCAAGUUAUUUUAUUUGUUCUAUAUUGGUAGAUUAUGUAGCUCAAGAAGUUGAAAUCCAAAAGUCUACAAGUUACAUGGUUUUCUUAUAUGGAGGAGUUGGUCCAUUACCUUCAGAUGUUUCCAUUGCAGGAGUUGCCAAAGCUCUUAAUGUUUGUUUGCACCCAGCUGCAAAAUCACAUGUUUCGAAUACCCAGUUGAAGUGCAAGAUUGGAAAUUUGGGCAAGAAUGGCAGAUUGCCAGAUUGUUACAGCUGA